AAGCGAGGUUUGGUUCAUCGACGUGAGAAUCGUGAUGGGAGGACACGGCCACGGUGAAAGCACCACCUACAAAGGUGUUACCAUUCAUCACCCUAAGCGCUGGCACACUGUCACCGGCAAGGGUUUGUGCGCUGUCAUGUGGUUUUGGGUGCUCUACAGGGCAAAGCAAGAUGGUCCUGUUGUAUUGGGCUGGAGGCACCCUUGGGAGGGUCAUCAUGAUGAUCAUGGCAAGGGGCAUUAAUUAGCAUUCCUCAGGCAUGAACUCCAAAAACAGGAAGAAGAGUCUGUUGCUAUGGGUGUGCUGUUCAAAUUUUACCUUGUUUAAUUCAAUAAAUUGGUUGUAAAAGAAGAUAUUUCUUUUUUUCAUGAUGUCAUGAACAUAAACUAUGUUUCAGCACCUUACCUUUUAACUGGGAUGAAAGUCAUAGCUAUGGUUGGUUCGAUAAUUAUCCAUGUCAUUUUUACUCAAACUUAUGGGAGUAGAUUCAAUAUGUAUCUCAACUAUGAUAGAUGCGUGUCCACUAGUUGACAACCCAAAGUUAAUAUUUUAUGGUGCGUUUUGUUUA
This is a messenger RNA of Cajanus cajan (pigeon pea), 566 nucleotides long. RefSeq names its product NADH dehydrogenase ubiquinone 1 beta subcomplex subunit. Gene Ontology annotation, cellular component: mitochondrial inner membrane; respiratory chain complex I. The record is from RefSeq and is a predicted model, not a curated record. Lineage: Eukaryota; Viridiplantae; Streptophyta; Magnoliopsida; Fabales; Fabaceae.